This is a messenger RNA of Hyposmocoma kahamanoa, 1047 nucleotides long. RefSeq names its product zinc-type alcohol dehydrogenase-like protein SERP1785. The record is from RefSeq and is a predicted model, not a curated record. Lineage: Eukaryota; Metazoa; Arthropoda; Insecta; Lepidoptera; Cosmopterigidae. The transcript has a single exon. Gene Ontology annotation, molecular function: zinc ion binding; oxidoreductase activity.
AUGGUUCCUAAGAAUUUGCCGCAAAUUAUGAGAGCUGUUGGAUUCUACAAAUAUUUACCUUUAUCAGACGCAAAUAGCCUUAUCGACCUUGAAUUUAAUUUACCAAGUCUGCGUGAUAACGAUGUUUUGGUUGAAGUUAAAGCGACAUCUGUUAAUCCUAUUGACACAAAGCUACGAGCACCAAAAAUACUAAAAUCAACAAUUGAAGGUAAACUACGAAUUUUAGGUUUUGACGGUGCCGGUAUCAUUGUUGAUAAAGGAUCUAAUGGAAAAUUAUUCAACAUCGGUGAUGAAGUAUUCUUUACUGGUGAUUUUUCGAGAGAUGGGUCGAACGCCCAAUACGUAGCUCUCAGUGAAAUCGUUGUUAGAAGAAAACCUAAGAAUCUUACGUUUGAGCAAGCAGCGGCAAUGCCUUUGACAAGUUUUACAGCUUAUGAAUCUUUAUACGAUCGUCUGCUUCUAUCUGAAAAAGACAAGGGCAAAUCAUUGCUGAUUAUAAACAGUGGCGGAGGAGUGGGUUCCGUUUCAUCACAGAUGGCGAAGAAUUUGGGUUUAAAAGUAAUCGGUACAGCGUCUCGUCCUGAUAGCAUAGCAUUUAGUCGUAAAUAUGGAGUUGACAUUGUUCUCGUUCAUAAAAAAGAUUUAAUACCGCAAUUGGGCGCACAUGGGUACGGAAAAGGAGUAGACUAUAUUUUAGUGAAAUAAGAUCCGUUUCCAUACUGGAAAACAAUAAUGGAAGUUAUUAAACCCCAAGGCAAAAUCUGUUUAUUAGCAGAUAGCAGUGAGUUAAUGGAUUUGAAAUUAUUAAAGGACAAGAGCAUAACUUUAGUUUCUGAAAUGAUGUCACCAAGGAUUAAAUACGAUACAGAAGACAAGUUCAGAGUACACGAAAUAUUGCAAGACAUUUCUAAAAUGCUCGCUGAUGGCAGAGUAAAACAUACACUCACAAAAACGCUAUCUCCAUUUAAUGCAAAAAACUUAAGAGAGGCGCAUCAAAUUAUUGAACAAAAAAGCAUGAUUGGCAAACUCGUCAUUAGUGGAUUUUAA